AUGGAUUCCCUUCCUGUCGAAGUCCGCAGCCUGGUGUACGCCGAGUGCGUCAAGGCGCGCACGCUGAAUCUCCUCCUCGCUAACAGAAAGAUCUACCACGAACACAUUCCGUACCUCCGAGGAAAGUUCGUGCUGGGCUUCCAUAUCGACCCGGCCGCGUCGGCGUCCGUGAUCACGCUUAUCGACGCGGACAACGCCCCAUGGGGUAACAACUGCACCAUCGACGCCGUCUCGGCGCACCCCGACUUCGACCUCCUCGAUAAGAUGCCGGUGGAUUUCUUUGCUGGGAUCCGGAUUGUGAUCGACGCCCCCGAACCCCAUGACCCGGGCCAGUUGGUGCGAGGCUGGUUCCAGGCCAACCGGCUUGCCACGGCGUUGCUCCCCCGAUGGGACGAGCCGGUCUUGAUGCCCAGACAUGAGGGGGACAUCUUUGUCGCGACAGGGCGAACGUCAAGGCAGCUGCCCUGGAUCACCAUCCACCUUCGCGACAGAGGGUUACGGAAGUGGAUCGAGAAGGGCGAGUGGCACUGUAGUGUCCCCAGCUACACCUGUUGGGACCCCGUCACCCGCACCUUGGACACCAGGCGCGCUGGCAGUGGAUCCAUCUUGGACGCGCAGACCCUCUUGCUCCCGUUUGCACGUAUCAGGUACGCCGAGUCCGCGGCCGUCCAGCUACCGCGUGACGCCCCGUACGUCCAACCACUGUACAACCUCACGGUGUUUAUCGCGAACUAUAGCAGGUGGCGGACCUCCUUCGGCCUGUACGUCCGCAAUGACGGUGUCUGGGACGACACCGACACCCUCAGCAUCGAAAGCGGCCUGCACGUGUGGCUGGAUUACCUCCUCGACGACAUGGACGGUCCCACGGCGGCGGUGCUACGGCGCGACCGGUUCAAGCACUGGUGCUCGACGUACGAGGUCGACAUGGGCAAAUACUUCCACGGCAUCUCGUGGCGGCAGGGCGUCGUCGGCCGUGCGAGUGACAAGCUGCACGAGGACCUGGUGGAGCUGAUCGCGCGGACGUUCCACGACCGGUUCAUGGCCGCGCGGGAGCACGUCGUGGUCGCGUACCGGGACGCGCUGCGCCGGCUCGGCCAGACGGUGGUGACCAGCACGCACAAGGAGGCUAUCUUCAAGCUGUACGCGCACGAGCUGGCCCUGCUCGGGGUGACCCACCCGACCCGCGUCGGCCGCAACGGGGUCCUGGUGGUCGGCACCGACCAGACGUUCUGGGAGACGUGCUACCCGCAUGGCAUCGUGCCCAAGUCGCGCAACGACGCCUGGGACGACACCUUGCUCACCCUCCCGCUCUGGCACCGACUCUACCCGCCGCUCCACGACGCCAUGACGGCCUGCCAGACGUUCCCGGCCUUCGUGGGCCGCUGUCCCUGCGACAACGACGUGUAUGACAUCUACGUGGUCUACCAGGUCCGCCAGACCAUGCGGGAUUUCUUGUUCCAGUUCAAUUCCCGACCCAACGCGGCACGCGUGUUAGGCCCGAUCCCGUGA
Messenger RNA from Fonsecaea erecta, 1509 nucleotides. RefSeq lists its product as hypothetical. The transcript has a single exon. Bases 1 to 1509 code for a protein of 502 amino acids. Lineage: Eukaryota; Fungi; Ascomycota; Eurotiomycetes; Chaetothyriales; Herpotrichiellaceae. The record is from RefSeq and is a predicted model, not a curated record.